Saccoglossus kowalevskii is the source of this 824-nucleotide messenger RNA. RefSeq lists its product as uncharacterized. The record is from RefSeq and is a predicted model, not a curated record. NCBI's taxonomy places the organism in Eukaryota, Metazoa, Hemichordata, Enteropneusta, Harrimaniidae.
AAAUAUUGUAGAAGACGGGAAAUCUAAGGUCGGACGAGCCGAUCGCCGAAAUUUACGUUUUUUAGAUGUUUACAUCGAGGUGAACUGUGAAGCCGACGGCGAUGCUGGAAAGUACAAAUGCACAGUGUGCUGUAAGCUCUUCAAGACUAAACAAGGAUGUAAAAACCAUCUCCUAAAUGGACAUAACAUUCGAGACCAUGGUACUGCACCAGGGGAUUCAAAUACGGAAGUAAACAAAGCGAAGACAAAACCAAAGACAAAAAUAAAUACUAAAGCUGCAAGACGAGAAUUCUCGUACAAUAAAGAAGAUGCACUUUCUGGGGCAAAGGAGAUAUUGAUUGCCGCUAUGGAUAAGUUGCUGGCAAAGGACUAUAUUAAAGUGGGAGUGUUUGUCGGUGCCAUUGUCGUUCUGCAGGGUGUUAUUUCAGCUCUACAGAAAGGUGCAACAGAAUAUCCAGAUAUAAUGCAGAAUGCAAUGAUUUCUGUAAUAGAAAUCCUAUGGCCAGCCAUUGUAGCUGGGGAUAAACUGCUCUUCAGCUGUUCACGCAGAGAAGCAAUUUACAGAAAGUACCAUGAAGUAAGACUCUCUGCUACAUUGAAACGUGCAUUAUUAACAUUGUGUGAACAUGUAAACCAAAAGGCCAAUAACUCUCAAAGAGCGUAUCUUGUUAAUGCAAUUUUUGAAGAGAUAUUGUUACGACGGGAGAAAAUUCAUAAACAUGACAACACCCCUGUGAUGAAGAUGGAUAUCAUAGGGGAAAAUGUUCUGAGAUAUGCAUGUGGUUAUAUUCCUAUGGCAUUAAGAAGACAGGCAAGGAAAAGAA